This is a messenger RNA of Fusarium mangiferae, 2970 nucleotides long. RefSeq lists its product as uncharacterized. The coding region runs from base 1 to 2970 and encodes 989 amino acids. Gene Ontology annotation, molecular function: ATP hydrolysis activity. The record is from RefSeq and is a predicted model, not a curated record. Lineage: Eukaryota; Fungi; Ascomycota; Sordariomycetes; Hypocreales; Nectriaceae. The transcript has 3 exons.
AUGGCUUUUAAGGUAACACAUACUGCUGUAGAGAUAUUCACAUCAGCCUUGCAUGACUGUCUUUUGUGGAAUACGCGGAAUAUUCUCCUUGCAGUUUAUGAAGCCCGCGCAAAGCUGAGGAUGAACAAGGAGCGGACCAGUGACCUUUUCGGGCUCCCGAUUUCCUUGCACGACGAUAUUUUACCUGUGCUGUAUGCGAGUGACCGUCAACUGCACAAGCAUUCGGUGAGACUUCUGAAAACGUCCUCUGAGACACCAGCAGGCGUAUCAACGCCAUCCGAUAAUCUCUUUGGCCGGGAACUCGAUAUGCUCCAGGUAGAGAACUCAUUAUUAAGGAAUCGUGUCUGUAUCGUUUAUGGGCCUCAUGGAAUAGGGAAACGAUGCCUGGUAAACAACUUGAGCAAAUGGCUCCUUGAGAGCCGUCUAAUUAACCAUGUUUUCCACGUGGAUUGCUCCUCCGACACCUCAUCGUUAGAAUCAGUUCUUGCAACCAUCUGCCGCCAAGCCGACUCUGCAAUAGAAACGAAACGAAUGGAGACAUGUGAGGUCGAAGAUCUCAUGCUUCAAACUAUGUUCAGACAAGCUACUUUACUCGUCGUCGAAAACGUGGAGGACAGCACAGACUGGUUAGCAGAACUCUGUUCAAAGCUCGCCAUCUUUGAGAGAGACGAGGACGCCAUUCCUUUAUUCGUUCUUAUUUCAUCUCUAACGUCUCUAUCCUCAUUCCGUCGCAAGCUAUCCAAGACGAAGCCCGGCAGACAGUUCGCUUACGAAUUAAAAAGCUUGAACUCGGUUUCUGCCUCAAACCUUGCAGAGAAUCUUGUCAGUGGCAAACAGCCUAAGGAAGAAUCAUACUCAGCACUCUGGUACCGGCAGAGCAUUCUUAUGCUCCUCCAGCAUAACCCACUGGCAAUCGAAAUUGUACUUCCAGUGACCGUAAGCUGUGAGUCUCGCGAAGUUUACUGGCAUCUGAAGACGGGAAGCUUGGACCUGGACUGGGAGGCUUUCCCUGUCAAGCAGCUAUUCCUGCUGUGGAAGCCUCUAGUAGAACAUCACCCUGACAUCCUGAAAGCUUUCAUCCCCUUCACCACUUCGGUGCCAGAAGACUAUCUGUCCAAGAUCUCUGCAAUCUACCGACUUGGUCUCUCUGCCAGACAGACAUUGGUCCAAGCGGGUUGCACAAGUACGGAAGGAGUAAGAGCAUCCACUGGUCCUCUCCAGCUUCAUCCCCUAUUUUCUCAGUUCGCGCGGAAUCAGCCCUGGCCAAAAGAAGACGUCACCUCUAGUUGGCGCAGAGCAGCAGCCUACUACCACGAUCGAAGCAUCGACUGGAUCAAAACAGGCCUCUACUCCCCGACUACACCAAAGUCCAAGCCAAAGGACGAGUGGGAAAAUCUGACAGCCGUUCUGAGCCAUAUGAUCCCAGAGCUCGAGAACGACAGCGAUGCAUCGGGACUCUUCGACCUCUCUUGGGUUGUUGGCUCAUUUCAUGUUUUCCAUAAAGACAUUCCCAAGCACGCCGUCGACAUGUUCGCUGACCUGACUCUCAAAGCGCUGAAUGCCAUGGCCCCCGAGUUUGUACCAACAAGCAAUGAAGGCCUGCGAUUUAUUGUUGAUCAGGGCCUCUGCGCCAGAGCGAGGAAGCUAUCAGAUUUCCAGAUAUUGCGCAUCACACUAUUAGUGCAAUUCCUCGUCCAUUACUAUUACGAUAUUUCACCAAGAACUGCUAGUAUCUACCAAGAUGCCUUGAUGAUUCUGCAAGAUGCACUUCCGACGAGCCUAGAUGACCAAGAGUAUCGCAAGCUACUGAGCAUGGCGACAUCGAUAUCGUUUCUAACAGAAUGUGAGCUCUCUUGUGAAGAGGGACGGAUGCCAAAGACGAUGGAUCUAUGGGACGAAGUCUCAUCAGAUUUUGACCUGCCUUCAAACUUCCGCACCUUUGCCGAUGUCUGGGGGAAAACGCACGCUUACAGAAGACUGGGCUUCGUUUUGGACCUGACCCAGACGUGGCGGAAUCAUCAGAACCGUGCGAGGUAUUCUGUCGACUCAUCCGAGGAUUUCUCACCUCUGAAGCCUUUGGACACACUAGUUGACGCGUUUGAAGCUCUGAAUAGUGCCUCCAUCAACCAGGAACAAGAUUUACCGCCUCUUGAUCAGAAUUUACGUGAUGCAAUCCAGCGGUAUGACACUCGGAGUCAACUUGACAUCUACGAUAAAUUGGCAGAGGUGUACUUCAACGCUGGGGACUGGGAAACCGCUCUCUUCGUCCUCGACAAGAUUGACCAGUGCUCCAACGAUAUUUGCAGGUUCAGAGGGACCAACAUUGACGAAGUAAGUGUACUUGAACAGAGAAAAUGGAUGACCACUAGGAGGGUACAAUGUCUUAAGUAUCUUGGCCGGAUACCAGAGUCUAAGAUGCAGGUUCAGGAGCUGAAGAAUAUUGUGAGUCGGAGAGAGGACCUAUGGUCGAGUCAAGAUCGACAGAACGAGCAAUAUCAGAAUCUCACGGCUAUGAUGGAACGCCGCAUGGGCGAUAUGUCCCCCUCGACGAGGGUGAACGUUGGGGACUAUGUCUUUCGUCCCAGAACGUGUCACCGGGUCGAAGUACCUCAAACGCAACACUCAGAGGUAUCAUCAAAACUUGAAUCUAAUUUACAAGCCGAACGGCCUGGCGAUGUUGCCCAACAGGCAGGAGAAGUUGAUACCAGAUUAGCUAACAAAACGACGGUGGAAGCUUCAGACAGAAAUCCAGGCCGCCAAGACAUCGAAGAGGAAGCCUCGGAUAAUCUCUAUCUUAUUAACAAGCCCUGGAUGAAGAACGUUAAUGAGCUUCUGGAUUCCUUAGGAGGGACCCGUGUAAAAGAAUACUACGACUUCGAGAUACCACCGGGCCGUAUAGGUGGGCUGUUCUUGUAUCAAUCACGAGUCUUUAUGGCCAACGCGUUCCUCAAGAUGCUGGGCGUUCUUUAG